Messenger RNA from Seminavis robusta, 834 nucleotides. NCBI's taxonomy places the organism in Eukaryota, Bacillariophyta, Bacillariophyceae, Naviculales, Naviculaceae. The record is from the annotation of a GenBank genome assembly.
CCACCAGCAUUGGGCAGUUGGUCCCAAUGCGGCUUGAUUGAUCUUUCGCCUUCAACUGUCUCUGUCCUUGGCCUUGUUCUGGAACGACACACAUCUUUCUGUUCUGGCAAAGCCCAACCAUGAUGAAGUCAGCUAUCCUCGCCUCUCUUAUUGCCGCUGCGGCCGCCUUUGCUCCGUCCAAGAGCUCCGUCUCCACCACUAGCACCCAACUGGCUGGCGUGGAUUUCUCGAAGGAAGUUGGUGUCCAAGCACCUCUUGGAUUCUUUGAUCCUUUGGGUCUUUUGUUCGAUGCGGACCAAGCAAAGUUUGACCGUCUUCGUCUUGUGGAAGUCAAGCACGGCCGCAUUGCCAUGCUUGCCGUCGUAGGAUACCUUACCACCGAUGCUGGAAUUCGUUUCCCUGGCGCUGAAGGCAUCCCCGGUGGAUUCGCAGCCCUCGAGUCCGGAGCCAUCCCCGAGUUGGUCUGGGCACAAUUCGUUGCUACUGUUGCUUUGAUGGAAAUGGUCAACCAAGAUGCUGGAAUUGCCGCAAAAGGAGAGCCCAUGGGUGAAUUCCCCGGUGACUUCCGCAAUGGCGCCCUGGACUUUGGAUGGGACAAGCAAUCCGAUGCAUGGAAGAGAAACAAGAGGACCAUCGAGCUCAACAAUGGACGUGCCGCUCAAAUGGGAAUCCUUGGAAUCAUGGUCCACGAACAACUCGGAAACAUCCCUGAAGUCCUUCCCGGUCAUUAGACGAACUCAGCGAUCGAUCGAGCCGCACCGCACAUAGCGAGACAGCUUUCGAUAGACUAGCUUGUAGAGAACCCCCUUAUAGUUUUUAAGUUUGCAUUUGGCC